Beauveria bassiana ARSEF 2860 is the source of this 927-nucleotide messenger RNA. RefSeq lists its product as uncharacterized. NCBI's taxonomy places the organism in Eukaryota, Fungi, Ascomycota, Sordariomycetes, Hypocreales, Cordycipitaceae. The record is from RefSeq and is a predicted model, not a curated record. The coding region runs from base 1 to 927 and encodes 308 amino acids. The transcript has 2 exons.
AUGCGCUGUCGUCGUACGUUCACUCUCGGCUCAAAGACGAGGGGCAUCGCUCCCAAACGUCGCUUUGUCACCACCCGCAUGUCAUCCGGGUCCAACCUCUUUUACUCUCAUAGACCAACCAACAACCUCCUCGAGCAACCUCAGCUCGGGUUCAUUGUCGGGUUCAGAAGCGCCAAAUCCCGCACAGGAGCACAAUUGCAGAACACCGAGACGAUGCAUUCCACAGCAUGCCAUCCUGAGCCCCGGCAGGCUGGCCCUGCCAACAGUUACAGCGCCGCCUUUUCCCAUGACCCGCGGCUGCGUCUUGAGGCCCUUACCGAGUCGCGCGACACUAGCCGUUAUAAUCGCACAUUCAUCGCCUAUGCUAAUCAGCCCAAGCUGGCACCUCACAUCAUCAACGUCAAUAUCCCCAGUCCGGCUCACUCUCCGCUCUUUCUCCCCCCCUCCCUCCUCCCCGUCACCCACCACUUUCCUGUCUCGCCAACACCCGACGCCGUCUCUCCCUUCCAAGAGUCCGCCGCCGCUCCUGCUCGUCAAAUGACCCCCUCUCCGCAGGCUGGCACCGCGCCGUAUUCUCCCCGCCACCAUACCGCCAGCUCCGCGCGAGCUUUCCCGUUGGCGCUCCGUCUUGACACCGCCUGCGGCCCAGCGGCAGCGGCGCCGUUCCCACAGCAAGAAUGCAGCUACGACUCAGCGGAAAGUGACGAUGAAAUAGGCCCGCCGCUACCCAGAGCUUCAAAUAGCUUCUUGAGGGAGCGCAAUUUUCCCUCGGAGGAGGAAGGGGGGGAGGGGGAGCGGCCGCGACGGCCGUCGGAGCAUGGCCUGCGGCGCGGGCUGAUCCCCGGCGAGCCCAGCGCCAAGCCGGACACGUCGCUGUCUGAGCCGAGUGAGGGAGUCGUGCGCUCGGUGCCGACUGCGAAUUGCUGA